This is a messenger RNA of Thyridium curvatum, 963 nucleotides long. RefSeq lists its product as uncharacterized. The record is from RefSeq and is a predicted model, not a curated record. The transcript has 3 exons. Bases 1 to 963 code for a protein of 320 amino acids. NCBI's taxonomy places the organism in Eukaryota, Fungi, Ascomycota, Sordariomycetes, Thyridiales, Thyridiaceae.
AUGAUCUUCACCGGCAUACUCGAAACCCCGCUCAAGACACAGGAUGCCACAAUUCAUCUCAACAUCAACAAUCCAACAGCAACAAAGCCAAGCAACUCAGUCAAAGAAAGAAGGGAAAAAACCAUGGCGGCAGACCUCUCCUUCGGCCCGCCAGGCAGCCAGUGGCACUACACCCGCAGCACCCGCACCUACGACCUCACCCGCGGCCGGCUCCCGGCCAUCACCGUGCCCACCACCCAGGGCGCGCCCGGCACAAACAUCCGCAUCGCACCGGCCGCCACGGCGCUCGUCGUCGUCGACAUGCAAAACUUCUUCCUGCACCCGGACUGCCGGGACCACCCGCUCGGCCUGGCCGCCGUGCCGCCGACCCUGAGGCUGGUCGAGAAGUGCAGGGCGCUGGGCGUGCAGGCAAACCCCGACCUGCAGACCAUGCCCGCCGCCGUGCAGCGCGGCUUCGCCCGCGCCCUCAUCGCCGCCGCCGCCGCCGGCGACCCGAGUACCACUACCACCACCACCACCGCACCAGCCCCGGCCCCGUCCUCGGCCAUCGGUCUCGGCGCGCAGCUGCCGGGCAGCCAGGGCCGCGUGCUCUUCCGCGGGUCCUGGAACGCAGAGCUCUACGCGCCCCUCGCGGCGGCGGCGGCAGCAGCGCAGGACGUCGUCUGCGGCAAGAACCGCCUGUCCGGCCUCUGGUGCGCCGACACGCCGCUGUGGCGGCACCUGACGACGACGACGACGGCGACGGGGAUCAAGACGCUCCUGUUCGCGGGCGUCAACACGGACCAGUGCGUGCUGGGCACGCUGGCGGACGCGUACAACGCCGGCUGGGACUGCGUGCUCGUCGAGGACUGCUGCGCGACGGCGAGCCCGGCAGGCGCGGGGGAGGCCGUGGUCUUCAAUGCCGCGCACACCUACGGCUUCGUGACAAGCAGCGACGCCUUCCCCUCCGCGGCCUCGUCUUGA